AUGAAUUAAGAAAUAUAAUAAAAAGAUCAAAUAAUAGUUCUGAUUCAUCAACCAAAGAAUCAUCCAUGGACUGAAAUUUAAAUGGCUCAUGAGCCUACAACUCAUUCAAAAAAUAAAGAAUUUAAAGAGAAGUAUUUAUCAUCAUGUUUUGAUGAAACUUAUAAUUUAUCAAAUCAAGAAACUAAAGAAUGGUGGGAUUUAAGAAUUGAAUUAUAUCCAUAAUAUUCUCAUGAAGAUGAAAAUUGUGUAAAAAGAAUUAAAGGUUUAUGGUAUUUAUUAACAGAAACUGAUUUGAAAGAAAUUAGAAAUUAAAAAUGGACUGAAUUUGGGUUUCAAUAGUCUGAUCCAACGACAGAUUUUAGAGGAGGUGGAAUAUAAUCAUUAGAUGAUAUUAUAAAUUUUGUGAGUGAUCAUAAAGAUACAAUUGUUAAAGAAAUGUGUAAACCAGAAAAUGAUUUUUAUUUUGCAGCAUCAUCAAUCAAUAUUACUUUUUUUAUUAAAAGAUAUUUUCAUUUGCAAGAAUAAUUAGAUGAAAGAGAUAGAAAAGUAUAUUCAUAUUAAUUUUAUAGGAAAUUGCAGAUAGAGUAGCACUUAAAAAUUUUUGUAGAUCGCUUGUAAGAGAAGAUAAUUUUUGGAAAAAAUUGCAUUAAUUAUUGUUUAUAGAUCUCUUUAAUGAAUGGAUAGCUCUUAAAAAAAGAAGACCAGAAACUACAAUCAUGGAUUAUGGCCCUGUCUUAGAAAGAGUUAAAUAAAAAACUAAAAGAACAUUUCAAACUAGAUUAUUUGGCAAUCUUAAAUAAUUAAUUGAGUUUUAUCAAUCAUUAUGAUUUUAUGUCAAC
Molecule: messenger RNA, 839 nt
Organism: Paramecium sonneborni
Lineage: Eukaryota; Ciliophora; Oligohymenophorea; Peniculida; Parameciidae
Source: the annotation of a GenBank genome assembly